CGCUGCAUGAGUGAAAAGCAUAACGUAAAACCUUAUGUCAUCCUUUGACUCCGAAGGAGAAACACUCCGGCCGACUGUAGUCCUCUUGGGAAAACAUCGCGCAUGUGCUUACCGAGAAGGUGGCAUACGGCAGCCGGACUAGAGCGCUUCUGGAGGAUAUAGAGGGGACGGUGAGAAGCCGAGACUGGACAAUGUAUGUGAACACUGGAGAUUAUCACACGUGUCAUCACCUCAACUCGCUGUUACAAACCCUGCUGGCAAGGAUGCUGCUGCCAUAGUAAUGGGAGAGUACACACACACCAGGCGGCCUGCUGCUUUUUCAUUGUCCUCACCCGCGCAAAAUGUUGACACUCAAGUUUCUCCUGGCUACGAUAGUCGUCGCCGUCUUACCAAUGAAGGCGAGUCAAGACACAGUCCCAGUCGGUGCAAUUUUUGACAGAGAUUCUGUGGAGAUCCAUACGGCGUUUCGGUUUAAAAUCCAAGAUGUGAACAUCAACGGGCAGUUGAGGGCGAAGCUAAACUUCACGGUAGCAUUAAUUGACGUGAAAGACAGCUACACCCUGAGUGAGAGAAUGUGCUCGUUGAUGUCGCACGGUGUAUUCAGCCUGUUUGGCGUGACUAAGUCCGGUUCGGUUAAUGCAGCUCAGUCUAUCAGCCAGGCCCUGCACAUGCCCUUCAUCACUCCCAGCCUGGCACGAGGCACUGCGGAUGACCUGUACCAGUAUGAGAUCAAUAUGUACCCGUCCUACAUAGAGGCCAUUGUAGACAUUAUCAAUUAUUAUAAGUGGGGAAAAGUUUACUACGUGUAUGACUCGGAUGAUGGUCUGGCGCGGCUGAUCAAACUUUACGAGUUUUUUAACGAGGAACAUCACGAGUUGAGUGUGGACAUGAGAAGAGUGGACGAUGUUAGCGACGCUUACGAGAUGUUGAGGAAGCUGGACCGGAGUGCCCUGCCCGACGAGAUCGGCGUGAUGAGGAUUGUUCUGGAUCUCUCCUCGAUGGAAGCUUACAGAGCCAUUCUUCGUCAGAUAAUAGACGUGGGCAUGAACAGGGAGAAUUAUCACUAUUUACUAGGUGGUGUGGGUAUGGAUGAAUUGGAUUUGACCAUAUUUACAUAUGGCGGAGUGAACAUUACUGGUUUUCGGCUGUUGAACUACAGCUCCCCGACCCUGAAGGGUUUUUUACGCACAUGGAGCAGUUUGAGUAACGAAUCUUGGCCCCGGCCCCUGAGAGGUCGAAUUGGGCACGAGGCAGCGCUGAUGGUGGAUGCCGUAGCCGCCUUUUCUAAAGCUAUGGGCAGUAUGAACCAUAGCGUAAGUCAGGGCGUGUUCCGCCGAGGGGAGCUCUAUAACAAUAAUACCCCGGGCAUACCCUGCAGCCGUCCAGGCGUCCGAAGACCCAGUCCGUGGACUCUAGGGCCUAAUAUACUUAGCGCUAUCAAACAGACAGAAUUCACUGGAAUAACGGGAAAAGUAGCGUUUGAUGAGCACGGUUUCAGAAAAGACUACACACUUGAUAUUUUGGAGUUGUCAUACAGACGAUUACCUACCAAGAUUGGGACUUGGAACCAGAGGGACAGAUACUUGACGGACAGGCCUCGACCGCACGACAUGUACAGAAUUGAAGACUUUUCAAACACAACAUAUAUCGUGACGUCUAUAAAGAGCGAACCAUUUAUGAUUGAGAGAGCUCAACCAGAGGACGGUCAUCCUUUAGUAGGCAACGAUAGGUAUGAAGGCUACUGUAUGGAACUCACCGAAAAGCUCUCCGUAGUUUUGGGCUUUGAUUACUUGGUAGAGCUGGUCAAAGAUGGCCAGUACGGCAGCAGACGUCAGAACGGCACCUGGAACGGCAUGGUCGGAACUUUAAUUCGUGGAGAAGCCCACAUGGCGGUGGCUCCACUCACAAUAACAGAGGACAGAGAGAGGGUCAUAGACUUUACAAAACCCUUUAUGAAAACAGGAAUCAGUAUUAUGAUUAAGGAACCCGUAAAACAGAAAGCAGGGGUCUUUUCCUUUAUGAACCCUCUGUCGAAGCGGGUCUGGGCUUGUAUAAUCUUGGGUUAUUUUGGCGUUAGUUUGAUACUGUACAUUGUAGGCCGGUUCAGCCCGUAUGAAUGGCAUGAGGCCAACGGUAAAGCGGACAACGGUGAAACAGUGGACAAGGUUCCAUCGGAGCUGACCAAUGAGUUCACGUUUCAAAACACUUUGUGGUUCUCACUGGGUGCCUUAAUGCAGCAGGGUUCUGAUAUAUCCCCAAGGUCAAUAUCGGGGAGGAUUGUGGGAAGUUGCUGGUGGUUUUUCACGCUGAUCAUCAUUUCCUCCUACACAGCAAACUUGGCGGCCUUCCUGACAAUAGAAAACAUGUUAACACCAAUAGAUUCGGCAGACGAUCUAGUCAAACAAACAAAAAUCCAAUACGGCAUCCAGGAAGGGGGAUCGUCAGAGCAGUUUUUCAAGAACACCAAAGUAUCAGUUUAUAAGAAAAUGUGGGACUAUAUGUCCAAUGCGCAACCGCGGGUAUUUGAGCCAGAUACACUGUCCGGGGUAAACCGAGUGCGCAAGUCAAAGGGGAGGUAUGCCUUCUUGCUGGAGUCGCCCUGGAAUGAGUAUUAUAACCAGCAGCUUCCAUGUGAUACAAUGAAGGUCGGUCCAAACCUUGACUCCAAGGGAUACGGAGUGGGUACUCCUGACAGAUUCCCUCUGAAGGCUGAACUUAAUCGUGAAGUUUUAAAACUGAGAGAGUCAGGCGAGUUAUGGCGGCUUCAGCAGAAAUGGUGGUACGAUAGAGGGAAAUGUGGCUCUGUCGAUGGCAAGGAAUCUAAAAAACAAGAUGCUUUAACGCUGAGUAAUGUUUCGGGCGUUUUUCACAUCUUGAUUGGCGGGUUGGGUCUUGCCAUGAUGACAGCGUUAGUAGAAUAUCUCUUCCAAGCCAAGCUGCGUCCUAAAAAGACAAAGGCAUCAGUAGAAAUAAACAGCUCUAGGGAUUGCCGGAAAAGGGCACGAAUGUCGCAACUGUACGCGCCCACCUACGGAGAAAGGGAAAAUGGCGGGGUAGCUACAUAUUCCUUCACACCCCCGGGCCAGUUAGUGACAUUUGAAGGUGUUGCUGAGGGUAAUACUCAAACACAAGUGUGACCCGAAAGUCAUUUGCGGAAUCUUCAGCAGAACUAACGCUCAAAGCGUCAGUCGUCUACAUCCGGGCUUUCGAUGAACUGUGACAGUGGGAUCAACUCUCUCAUCAUUGCCAUGAAGAAACACUCCUCGUUGAUUUCGUUUACUUGGGACACUGACCAUUGUGUCAGUUUUGCGAUGUAAUUAUUUAACUUUUUGCUUUCUUUGGAAAAACUCCAGUACCUCGUGGAAACAUCCAGAUAUCAUGAUAACGAUUUCAUUAAAUUUUACGUUGCUUCUUAAUAUAGGUAAUACUGGCAUACCUGGAAAACGGAACACAGUUUUAUGCAAACCAUCGGGAAUGGGAUGAAAUGAAACUCCCAUGUACAGCGUACGUCUCAUCAAACUCCCUGUAUAAAGCCAUGUAAAGUUUGUACAUAACAAAUCUCCUGCAGAACAAUAUAUAUAAAUAUAUAUUCAUGCUAUGUAAAUUCUCUCGGUAGAGAUGCUAUCAUUUUAUAAGUCCUUGUGUCAACAAAGUUAAUUAUUCGAAACAUGGGCACUCUGUAAAUCUAACCAAGAGCAGACAGAUGUGUUGAAUGGGGAAGACUUUUGUCGCUUAUCGAUUGACUAUUUUCCAUAGCUGUUGGUAUUCGAUUUAAUAGUGCUUGAUUUAAGAAAACCCGCUGUACGUUUCACUCGAUCAAGUUUCUGGGUAUAGGUGUACAUGUUUUCCGUGUGUUGGCCAGGAUAUUCUGCGUAGCUGUAGAUAUCUGAUUUCACAGCGUUUAAUUUAUAGGUGAACAGGUUCCACCAACCUGUACAUAUUUUUCAUAUGGUGAGCGAUCUUUAUUUACCUUCCCUUAUUGAUUCUCAUAAUUACAUUCCAUAAAGUUAACUAUUCAUUGUAUGAUAAACAUGCACUGUGACUAACCACUGGUUGUAAUCUAUCGUUGUGACCACAUACGAUUUCACAUCACUGUCAUUUCAUCAUGCCUAAUAAAAAUAAAUUC
Liolophura sinensis is the source of this 4126-nucleotide messenger RNA. Its product is annotated as glutamate receptor-like. Lineage: Eukaryota; Metazoa; Mollusca; Polyplacophora; Chitonida; Chitonidae. Gene Ontology annotation, molecular function: signaling receptor activity; ligand-gated monoatomic ion channel activity. Bases 342 to 3137 code for a protein of 931 amino acids. Gene Ontology annotation, biological process: monoatomic ion transport. Gene Ontology annotation, cellular component: membrane. The record is from RefSeq and is a predicted model, not a curated record. The transcript is spliced from 17 exons.